Messenger RNA from Coturnix japonica (Japanese quail), 890 nucleotides. The record is from RefSeq and is a predicted model, not a curated record. NCBI's taxonomy places the organism in Eukaryota, Metazoa, Chordata, Aves, Galliformes, Phasianidae.
UGGUGCUGGGGGUCUCAGCGCUGCCCCCCCAGCUGGUGGGCACUGCGCUGUGUGUGGAGCGGAUCCGGGACAUGGUGCAGGAGGCGAAACAACGUGUGGGGCUGGACCCCAAAGUGCCACUGAGGUCACUGGGGCUGUCUCUGAGCGGGGCGGACGAGGAGGACGCAGUGAAUGCGCUGCUGGCGGAGCUGCAACGCUGCCCCGAGCUCAGCAACAACUGCUGCGUCUGCAGCGACGCCGACGGGGCCAUGGCCACUGCGUGCAGCGCGGGUGGCAUCGUUCUUAUUGCGGGCACUGGCUCCAAUUGCCACCUGCUGAACCCCGACGGCUCCCGUCACAGCUGUGGGGGCUGGGGCCACAUGUUGGGCGACGAGGGCUCAGCCUAUUGGGAAUUCGCACAGCGGGCCAUAAAGGUCCGUGUUUGGGGAAAACCGCCAAAUGGGAACAACAUGGGAGGCGGCCCCCAUAUGACCCAUCGGACGGAGCUGCGCCCACCUCUAAUAGGGAACUUCCGAAAGCCAAAAUCGCCGGGGUUCUGCGUCAAGGUGGCGGAGGGUGCCGUUGCCGGUGACUCCCUGUGCCGCCAUGUUUUCCGUCAGGCCGGGGAGCUGCUGGGCCGCCAUGUUGUGGCUGUGCUGCCCCACGUCCAUGAGAGCCUGUUCCGGGGGGAGCUGGGGCUGCCCAUCGUCUGCGUGGGAUCCGUAUGGAAGAGCUGGGAGCUGCUCAGAGACGGCUUCAUUGGCUCCUUACACCGGGCCGGUUCCGUGCCCCCCCCGCUCUGUUCCCUCCACUUCUCCCUAUUGUGCGGCUCCGUGUGUCCCGCGCUGGGGGGGGCCGUGCUUGGGGGCGCUAGCGCGUGGGACAACAAACUGCCCGUAGAGACAGCAUAA